UAUUGGCACAGUGUGACAGUUUACAUAUGGAAGCUAGUAUCUUUCGGAUAGCUUGCCCUGUACAAAUCCUCAUAUGCAACAACUGUCAGAUGCUCUACUUGACCUGGGUGACAGCCCAUCAGUCCCUGACUUCAUGACAUUUAUGCAGCUUGUGACUACAAUAGAGGCUGCUGAGAAAUGAAUGAAAGGCUGUGCUGAUUAGACACAGUCAAGGAGACAACCCUGUCAAAGACGAAAACACGCCAAGUGAAUUUCAGCAGGACUGUAGCCUGAUGAGGCUCCCAUCGAAGUCAGAAACUGCCUUUGGGAAACUUCUUCUGAGAUCCGGGAGCUGUUGAAGAAGGCCCCGAUGCAGAAAUGUGCUUUAUCUUCAAGUUGGGGAAACUGAACUAAAUUGUCAAAAGGCUCAUCUUCAAUUUUCUCAGCCUUUGCAGGAGAGGAAAUAGAGACCAGCCAUUGGAAGGCUGGGUUCCUUCUUCUAUUUCUGUAAGCUUGGGCUGCAGGUGACUUCCGAUCCUGACUUCCCCAAAUCUCUGCAAGCCGCUACCUCUUGACUCCGAGGUGAAUUCUUUUUUCGGUGAGAGACCACCUCCGGCUGCAGCCCCCGACUUGCUCCCCAUGCUGCUGAGGCUCUUGCUGUUGAUGUGUGCUCCACUCUGCGGACAAACCGAGCUGCUUCUGACAGCCAGACCCUCUCAGCCCAUAGAGGGGAACUCAAUGACCCUGACCUGCAAGACACAGCAACGUCCGCAGAAGCCAGAUGUCCAGCUUGAAUUCUGCUUCUUCAGAGACAGCCAGGCUCUGGGGCUGGGCUGGAGCAGCUCCCCGGAGCUCCAGAUCGCCACCAUGUGGAGGGAAGACUCGGGGUCCUAUUGGUGUGAAGAAAAGAUAGUAACCCUGAAAGACACACGGAGCUGGAGUCGGAGCCGGAGAGUCCCUAUUUCUGUGCAGAGAAUCCCCAUCUGGGAUGUGAGCUUGGAGACACAGCCUCCUGGGGGACAUGUCAUGGAGGGAGAGAAGCUGGUUCUCAUCUGCUUGGCUGCUCGGGGCACGGGAAACAUCACCUUCUUGUGGUACAAAGGGGCCCUGGGUUUAGCCCUGGAAAAAAAGACCCAGCGUUCACUGGCAGCGAAGUUUGAGAUCCCUAUGGUGACGGAGAGGGAUGCUGAGAAAUAUUACUGUGCGGCCGACAAUGGCUAUGGCCCCAGUCUCAGCGGGCUGGUGAGCGUCACUGUCAGAAUUCCAGUGUCCCGCCCCGUCCUCACCCUCAAGGCUCCCGGGGCCCAGGCUGUGGUGGGGGACGUGGUGGAGCUCCGCUGUGAGGCCCAGAGAGGCUCUCCCCCGAUCCUGUACUGGUUUUAUCAUAAGAAUGUCACCCUGGGGAGCAGCUCAGCCCCAUUUGGAGGAGGAGCGUCCUUCAACCUCUCUCUGACGGCAGAACAUUCUGGAAACUACUCCUGUGAGGCCAACAAUGGCCCGGAGGCCCAGCGCAGUGAGAUGGUGGCACUCAACAUCACAGUGCCUGCGGAGGACAGAAGAGUACUUCUUACUUCAGUCAUGGAGGGGCUGCUCGGGAUCCUUGGUCCCACCACAGGGGCCCUAUUAUUCUGCUGUUGGCUCAAGAGAAAAAUAGGAAGACGUGCAGCCAGGGACCCAAUGAGGCACCCUCCCAGCCCUACACCCCAGGAAUCCACCUACCUCAACUCAGCGGCCCCAGAGCAUCAGCAGCCUGUAUAUGGAAAUGUGAAUGUUGUGAGUGGCGAUGAGGUUUACUCUUUGGUGUACUGCAUGCAGCAGGAGCGGCCAACAGCAGCAGGCAAGCCCCCGAGGACACGGAUUGAUGACAGGGACGCCUCAGACAUCUACUUUAGGCUGAAGCAGGAAAAUGUUGCAGAGGCGGACUAUGAAGACGCUAUGUAAAGUCACAGGAGCUUCUGCUCUCUGACAACCAGGCAUGACCCAGGGCAUCAGAACCAGCAGGUCCUUUAGAGACCCCGAGGGAGUCAGCUGCCAGGACGCCUCCCCCGGGUGCUGUCCUCCAUGACACUCUUCGUCAUCUGCUGUGAGGUGAAGUUGGCUGGGGCCCUGAAGAAACCAGUCGCGAGAAAUACCAUGAACCCAGGAGUGGGAAGGGCUUCGUCACCGGAACCGAUUCCUACUGGUUCCUUCAGGCACAAGUCAGAUUGUGUUCUAACUUCUUUUUACAAGAGGAGACAGGAUGGGAUAGAAGAACGUGUAGGGUAGAACAGUGAAGCUUGCUUAGCAGGCACAAACCCAAGGUUAGUGAUUUUGUGGGACUGCUGCAUACAGAGAGCUGUGUCCCAUCAUUUUGUCCAAAUGCUUUCCCGGCUCAGACAGUAUAGAACUCCCACCCAGCCACUUACACUAAUCAUCGUGCACUGGGGUCAUUGUCCUCAAGUUAGAAUCAAAACAAAGUUACAUAAAACUUAACUGUAGUUACAUUUAGUUUGGGUGACAUACCUUGUAUGCACAGGCCAGCCUAGAUCCCCUAUAUUUAUAAUGAAAUAUAACUUUGUCGGUUUUACCACAUCCAAAGUUCUGUAUUUGUUGUGGCCUCUAGAAGGUUUAUGAAUAUAAUAAUUUUUCUUCUUUUAUUCACGUACUUUUUGAAAAUGUGAUAAUAUGGUUUGGAACCUGAAUUUUAAUUCCAAAGCAAUUAAAUGCUAACUCUUAUCAAUUGAAACAUUUUUGAAGUAUGUAAUAUAAAAUGCUGAAGUCUUCCCUAUAAUCUAAUUCCACAAGUGGUACCCAUUGUGAAAAACUUAGCACCAUUAAAAUCGUAGCUCUGCAGAUAUUUAUCUAUUUCUGUACAAAUGCUUAUACAUGCAUGUAAAUAUUGUAUAUUUAGAACUACACCUAUUUAACAAAAUAUCAUGAAAUAUUUUCAGAUUUGUAGGUAAGUCUGUUGUACCAUUUUAAAAGGCUGUGUAGGAUUCUGUUUUCAAAAUGCAUUUUUUCUUUUUUUAUCUUGGUAAAAUAUAAUACCUCCAUUUGCCAUUUCAGCCAUUUUAAGUGUACAUUUCAGAGCCAUUAAAUAUUAUCAUAUUUUAAUCCUUUCAAUCACUGAUAGACAUUAAGGUGGUUUCCAAAAUUUUAUAUUAUAAAAAAGGUGCUAAAAUAAAUGUCCUUGCAGUAGCAUUUCGUCUGAAGGAUGUUUGUAAAUCAGAGAUGGCUACAUUUUAAGCUAUGCAUAUUCAGUAGUCUUGUUAAACACUUGUAAAUUGCUGAGCAAUUUACACAUGCAGCAACUGUGUGUGAGAGCAUCAGUUUGUGGGAGAAAAGUAUCAUUGUUUCAAGGAAAUUGUUUCAAAUUACUAAUGCAAUCAAGCAUUUUUCCAAAAAUUCAUUGUUAAUUUAUAGUUCUUCUAAAAGCUUCCUGUGUUUAUUUUUUGCCCAUUUUCUCUGUGUUGGUCUUUUUCUUAUAGCUCUUAUUGGAACUGUUUAUUCAGGUUAAUUUAUGUACAGCAAAAUGCAUGGAUUUUAUGUUCUUGGCUCCGUCAGUCUGACAAAUGCAGACAUUGAAGUAAUUCCAAUUUCUAUCAUGAUAUGAAGUAUUUCCAUCACUCCAGAAUAUUCCCUCAUAUGUUUUGGGGGACAUUCCUUCAUAUGUUUUCUAUAUUACUAUGUUAUAAAAAAACUCAUAUUUCUUUAA
This is a messenger RNA of Manis javanica (Malayan pangolin), 3673 nucleotides long. RefSeq names its product Fc receptor like 1 (gene FCRL1). NCBI's taxonomy places the organism in Eukaryota, Metazoa, Chordata, Mammalia, Pholidota, Manidae. Gene Ontology annotation, molecular function: transmembrane signaling receptor activity. The record is from RefSeq and is a predicted model, not a curated record. Gene Ontology annotation, biological process: immune response; cell surface receptor signaling pathway. Gene Ontology annotation, cellular component: external side of plasma membrane.